AGCGUGACGAUUGACCCAACCUCCGACGAGAUGGCAUAUACAUACGUUGGAAUUAUGAUGAUGACGAUCUACGCAGCCGCUGCAACACAGAACCAACCGAUUCACAUCCCAGGAAUUAUCAUGAUCCCGGAAAUUCAAGCCGGCAUCACUGAAAGCACAUGGGCGUUAGGCUUUAGCGUCGACCUGACACAAAUCAAGGCGAGUAUCGAGAAAGUAAAGAGUACGCUCAUCGCGACAGCGAUGACAGUGAAGAGCGACGGACACCCAUUCGUGAUAACAACACGACUGGAGGGAUUUUUUCACGACCACCACUGGCUACAACUGAAAGUAGCGCACUUAGCAGAAGUAUUCGAGGGAAUUGAACGAUUGACAACAGACGAUAUAGCGAUCGCCCAGCAAUACCGCUGCGCGCUAAACGAUGCGCAACACUAG
Messenger RNA from Priapulus caudatus, 432 nucleotides. RefSeq lists its product as uncharacterized. Bases 31 to 432 code for a protein of 133 amino acids. The record is from RefSeq and is a predicted model, not a curated record. Lineage: Eukaryota; Metazoa; Priapulida; Priapulimorpha; Priapulimorphida; Priapulidae. The transcript is spliced from 2 exons.